This is a messenger RNA of Eptesicus fuscus (big brown bat), 2256 nucleotides long. Its product is annotated as N-acetyllactosaminide beta-1,6-N-acetylglucosaminyl-transferase-like. Gene Ontology annotation, biological process: transforming growth factor beta receptor signaling pathway. Gene Ontology annotation, molecular function: acetylglucosaminyltransferase activity. The transcript is spliced from 2 exons. Gene Ontology annotation, cellular component: membrane. NCBI's taxonomy places the organism in Eukaryota, Metazoa, Chordata, Mammalia, Chiroptera, Vespertilionidae. The record is from RefSeq and is a predicted model, not a curated record. Bases 329 to 1255 code for a protein of 308 amino acids.
AGUUAGCAGAGUUUUAGUGAAACAGCUCGCAGAUGCAAGCCCGGAAGCCGAGGGAGGGAGCAAGGCUGGGCUUAAGAACCUGCUACUGGGAUUUAGACAAAGGCGUUUUGAGAGAGGCAGAGAACCAGGCGGGAUCAGUUGCUAAUAUCAGCAUGGGGACAGAGCCUGCAGCUGGCCUCCCGGCAUGAAACGGAAUAAAUUCCCAGCGUCUCCUUCAGGGUACAAAUGGCUGGAGCAUGUACCAAAAUAAGAACUCAGAGGAAAAAGUAAGUUUGGGAAAAGACUUACAGAUUUCCACCGUCUUUGAAAUCUUGCUCUUCUGUGAGGCAUGUCUUCAUCGAUGCGUUACCUUUUUAUAGUUUCUGUCUCUUGCGUCAUAAUUUUUAUCGUGUUCUAUGUGUUCAUAUUUGGGGGAGAGCAAAGCUUCCCGAGGCUGAAUAAUUCGGACACUCUGAUGCUGACUCAAGUUUGCGCAUCCUUUAUCAAAGGCAAAACACCUUUCCUGUGGCGAGACAAACUAAUGCUGUAUCAGAAGUCUUCUUGCAGAGAAUACCUGACCCAGAGCCACUACAUCACGGCCCCGUUAUCCGAAGAAGAGGCUGGGUUCCCUUUGGCAUAUAUAAUGGUCAUCCAUCACAAUUUUGAUACCUUUGAAAGGCUCUUCAGAGCUAUCUACAUGCCCCAAAAUGUCUACUGCGUUCAUGUGGACGAGAAGGCCACAGCUGCCUUUAAAGGUGCAGUGGAGCAAUUGCUGAGCUGCUUCCCAAAUGCCUUUCUGGCUUCCAAGAUGGAGCCGGUUGUCUAUGGCGGGAUCUCCAGGCUCCAGGCGGACCUGAACUGCAUCAGAGACCUGGUGGCCUCCGAGGUCCCAUGGAAGUACUCCAUCAACACCUGUGGGCAAGAUUUCCCCCUGAAAACCAACAAGGAAAUAGUUCAGUAUCUGAAAGGAUUCAAAGGGAAAAACAUUACCCCGGGCGUGCUGCCUCCGGCGCAUGCCAUUGGGCGGACUAAAUACGUCCACCGAGAGCAUCUGGGCAAAGAGCUUUCCUAUGUGAUCAGAACCCCAGCUCUGAAGCCGCCUCCCCCCCAUAACCUCACCAUUUACUUUGGCUCUGCCUAUGUGGCUCUGUCAAGAGAAUUUUCCAACUUUGUUCUCCGUGACCCACGGGCUGUUGAUCUGCUCCAGUGGUCCAAGGACACUUUCAGUCCUGAUGAGCAUUUCUGGGUGACGCUCAAUAGGAUUCCAGGUGUGUAAACUCCAGCCACUGGAUCAUGUAAAAAGGGCCACUGACCUAGAUAUGCACACUACGAAAUUAUUUCCUAGGUCCUGGCCCUGUUUUUAACUAGCUGUUUGACCUUGGGCAGCCACUCAAACCUCUCUGGGUCUUAGUUCCCUCUGUAAAGUGAGGAAUUUUGGCUAGGUGAUCUCAAAAGCAGUAUUUUGCUUUAACUCUGGAGCAUGCAAUGGAAGGAGCAAAAAUUUUAGAGACAGACAGACUUAGGUUGCAUCUGCCUGCUGUGUGAUCUUGAGCAAUUACCUUUUCCUACAUGGGCUUCAGUUUACUCGUCUAUAAAGUAGAGACAAUAUCAACUUCCGGAGAUUGUGACAAGACAAUGGAGGUACACCUCACAGCUCAGCCAUUGUGAAUUCUAUUACCAUCUCCAUCCCUCCCCCUCUCCCUCUCUAUGGUGUAUUAGUGCCAUCACUUUCCUAUUUAUAUUGCACCGUGACUAGUAAAAUUAAUAGAACAGUGGACUCUGGGCAAUGACUUUCUUUCUUUGUCAAGGUUACUAUGUCCAUGUCUGGAUGCCAGCUGCCACUGCUGCCAUGACUUAGAACUCAGACCAGUCUCCAUAGGCAGUGUGUGGAGGUGAUUUUUGUGCUCAAAAGUUCUGAUCAAAUGAGUAAAUUGGGUACUGGCUACUUAUACACUAUCCCCACUAGUCUGCUUGUCAAAUGUAGCGCAUUAGCUCUCAUUUCUAGAGAGUGUUUUCUGGGUGUGCCCAUAAGUGUUGAGCUAGACUAAGGCUAAUGUAGCAUAUCAACUGUGGGUGAGGGACAAGGGCCCCUGGAGCCAGACCAGUUGGCUUCACAUCUUUUCAGGUUCCAAGUGUAUAUGAUUUGAAGCAAAUUACAAUAUGUAAUCUCUCUGAAUUUCAGUUUCGGCAUUUGUAAAAUGGGGAUGGUAAUAGUACCUACAAUUGUAACCCAAUUAUGUGUAUUAAAAUAUAUCAAGUGCCUAGAUUGGUGCAUGG